AUGCGCAAGAUGUACUGGUUCGUCAAGCAGAGCGACGAGUUCUUCGCGGGUGCCCACUUGUUCAGCUUCGGCGGGUCGCAGAGCAACGCCAUGCUGGCCUUGGCGCAGCUGGCGAGUGCCAGGCGCGUCCCCUUUACGUACUUCAGUCGAGAGCUGCACCUUGGAGGUGAGGCGGUGGAGGGCAACCUGGUACUGGCCAGGGGUCUGGGCAUGGACCACGUGCAGCUCCCUCCGGACGCAUACCACGAACUGGCCCGGACGCGAGACUUUGCCGAGUUUGUGGAUGGAGACCGGCGCCCUCCGCCGGGUACGAGGAGCCUGUACGUCCCGCAAGGGGCGGCGUUCCCGGAAGCGCAGGAUGGCGUGAAGCUGCUGGCUGAGGAGAUCAACGAGUACGUCCGGACGGAGUGGCCGGACAAGCGUUUCUCGGUUGUGCUGCCCUGCGGCACGGGGACGACGGCGCUGUACCUGGCGCAGCACCUGCACCCGGCUAUCAGGCUGUACGCUGUUCCUUGUGUGGGCGAUGCGGCGUACUUGAGCCAGCAGUUCCAGCAGCUUAUUGGAGAGGAUCCAACCUUGCAAGUGGAGACGGCGCUGCUGCCGCGGGUGAUCACGCCCAAGAGGAAAAGCCGAUUUGGGCGACUGUGGUGGCCGCUGUACGACAUCUACCACGAGGUGCUGCAGGAGACCAAGGUGGACUUCGACCUCGUGUACGGAGCCUUCGCAUGGCACACGUUGUUCUCGGACGACGCGGUACUGGAUGAAGUUCUGGAACGUAGCAAAUCAAGUGCCGCCUCGAUAUCAGACCUGUUAGUACCGGGCAGUAAGUCUACUACAGUUGAUGAUCGCGGCGAGGAGCGCGAGCUGCUCUACAUACACACAGGAGGAACCUCUGGCAAUGCAACGAUGCUGGCCAGGUACGAGCGCAAGAAUAGAGAAGUUCGAGAAGUAUGA
Phytophthora sojae is the source of this 954-nucleotide messenger RNA. RefSeq lists its product as hypothetical. Lineage: Eukaryota; Oomycota; Peronosporomycetes; Peronosporales; Peronosporaceae. Bases 1 to 954 code for a protein of 317 amino acids. Gene Ontology annotation, molecular function: D-cysteine desulfhydrase activity. The record is from RefSeq and is a predicted model, not a curated record. The transcript has a single exon.